Messenger RNA from Pygocentrus nattereri (red-bellied piranha), 2239 nucleotides. It is a transcript of the gene fsbp, whose product is annotated as fibrinogen silencer-binding protein. NCBI's taxonomy places the organism in Eukaryota, Metazoa, Chordata, Actinopteri, Characiformes, Serrasalmidae. The transcript is spliced from 2 exons. The coding region runs from base 308 to 1276 and encodes 322 amino acids. The record is from RefSeq and is a predicted model, not a curated record.
GUCAGCUUAAGCUGAAAGGAAUUUCAGCAAAGCCCUCCCCGGUAGGCGUGGGCCUAAUCGAGGCUGGCCUAGUUAAGCCUGAUUCUUUUUCUUAACGUCCCUGUGUGUGUAUGUGUGUGUGAGUGAGUGGAGAGUGUGUGUGUUGUGUAACAGAACCAAGCAGUGCACUGGGGCUGCUUGCACAUGUGUGAGUGUUUUCAGGAGAGAAAAGACAGAUAGAUACAUAAAAAGAGGGAGAAAGCUAGAAGGAAAAGGCAGAGGGAGAAGAAGCAGAGCCUAGAGCAGCCAAGACCAGCUUAGAGCCAAGAUGUCUGCUUUGUUCAUGACAAGCAGCAUGGUUGGGAAGGCGCGCUCCUCAAACUUCACUCUGUCCGAGAAGCUGGACCUGCUGCGCCUGGUCCAGCCCCACAUCCGCAUUUUGGAGGAGCACACCAACAAGCACGCUGUGAUCGUGGACAAGAACCGGUGCUGGGAGAGCAUAGCUGAGCGCUACAACAGCCUGGGGGGAGAGAGGCCGCCCAGGACGGCUCAGGGGCUUCGGACCCUCUACAAGCGACUUAAGGAGAGUGCUAAACAGGAAGUGGUUCAGCGGAGCCACGCCCAGCCGGAAUACAGGGGUAGCAUCUCAGAGCCAACCAAGCGCAUCAUGGAGAUGAUCCCACAUCUGUUUCAUGCAGCAGACAAAGAGCAUAACACUCUCCACAGGUUGCAGUACAAGAUGAGCUCUCCAAUAGAGCAACCUGGCAGCAGUUCCUCUCUUCCUGCCAUGACUGACUACACACCAGUCACCAUGGCGGUGAGGGUGGAGUCAGAAGACGUCAAACCGCCGCCUGAUCUCCAGAUGCAUGUCUCACAUGGUUCGCCUGUUACAAUAACAACCCCACACAGUCAAGACCACACCGGACCAACAGAGAAUGAGGUAGAGGAGGAAGAGGAAGAAGAACUCGCCUCUCACGUCUACGCAGCCUCCCUUUCUCCCUGCCCGUCGUCUGUUCACCUCCCCCCAUCACCUUCAGCAGCUGCCCCAAGGCGGAGUCUCUAUCAAAGGGCAGGGGUUUCGCUCAGAAACCCUAUUCUGGAAGCAGAGUCAUUGCAGAUGAUGCGUGAAGAACAUGAGCUUCUCCUGGCCAAUCACAGGAAGCUCGGGCUAUAUUUGGAGGAGAAGAGGGAGGGACUAAAAAGAAAGCAACAGUUAGAGGAGGAGCUUCUGAGGUCGAAGGUUAAAGUGGAGAAACUGAGGGCAGCUCGAUUGAGGCAUGGACUGCCACUAAUAUGACGAACAGACAAAACGUAGCGCAAAGGGAAUGAAUGCUGCAGACGCAUGUCAUGAAAUGACACAUGGUCUUGUGCUCCAGUUAACAGACUAUUGCCACUGUACAGUUUUUCAUACUGCUUUUUUUUUUUCUUUUUACGAUAAACUUGUUUUUAGCAGAAAUUCAUUCCUUUGUGUCUAAGAAUACAGACAGAGGGGGUUGAAUUUGGUUUCACUUGUAAUAAAGUGGCCAUUGUUUAAAUAUGGGUGUUUGUGUAUUUCAUAUUUGUAUUUCUGUCAUUCCAUUAGCACUAUUAAUUUCUUCAUAUUCUUAAUACAUGUGUAGUUUGAUUUGCUUCCUCUGUUAAUAGAGAAUAGAAUAUUCAUGUGAGUGACCCCGGAAACACCAUGAGGAUAAAAAGUUACCAGAGGGGGUUCCUGAUUGGUCAGCUGUUUGGUUCAAGAGUUUAUUGGAAUUCCCAAUUGAAAGGUUAACAGAAAUUAGCAUUUUGCUAGCGGUAGAAAUUUCCUGAAAAAUGGCACUGGUAAAGCCAAUUAACAUCAGUUUCUGGAUCAAACGUGUCCUCUGACAAGUGGAUAAGCAUUAAUGUCAAGCCAUAAAAUAUCAGUUAGCAUGUAUUAACAUGCAAUGCAAAGAUUGUCCUAGUAUACUUGGAUUAACUUUAUUUUAUGUCUUAGCUUGCAUUUCAAGAUAAGCUCUCCGAUACAACAACUUGGCAGUGGGUCUUCUCUGCUUUUCGUGGCAGACUACACACCAAUUAUGGUUGGUGAUGUAAAAAGUGAUCCAUUGUUGUGAGAUAGAAAAUCCAAGGUUAGGACUAAGCGUAAAGUUGGUUGUCUAAGCAAGAAAGUCCGCUUUCUGAUUGAGGCCCCUGGUUGAUUCAUGUGUGUGGUAUGUCUCUGACUAUGAACUGCUCGAAGUGUUUUGGACAUGUAAAAGGCAAAUAAACCCCUUUGCCGCAAGAA